Messenger RNA from Paramisgurnus dabryanus, 3702 nucleotides. RefSeq names its product cytochrome P450 2K1-like. Gene Ontology annotation, molecular function: iron ion binding; heme binding; oxidoreductase activity, acting on paired donors, with incorporation or reduction of molecular oxygen, reduced flavin or flavoprotein as one donor, and incorporation of one atom of oxygen. Gene Ontology annotation, cellular component: cytoplasm; intracellular membrane-bounded organelle. Gene Ontology annotation, biological process: xenobiotic metabolic process. The record is from RefSeq and is a predicted model, not a curated record. Lineage: Eukaryota; Metazoa; Chordata; Actinopteri; Cypriniformes; Cobitidae.
GAUAACCCACUAGAAAAUGUAUUGUUGUGCUGUUGGGUGUCAGAAUAGAAAUACCCAAAACAAAUGGCCUUCAAACACACCUGAAGCACCUUAAACAGGCAUAGUCAUUUGUAUAUGAAUAGUUUUAUAAUAGUUUUAGAAUUAACAUUGAAAACAGGAAAAUUCUGAAAUAUUUAAUAAAUAUCACAUAUAGAAUACAUGACAGUAUUGCUUUUUAUAUGUACUUUAGUGAUUUAUACUGUUAAAAAAUGGAUUUACCUAUAAAGUAUUAGCCCGAAUUGUAUUAGGGAAUGAACUGUAUUCAUUUUAUUUUACUAAUAGCUAAAACAAAACUCAUAAGGGGCAGUGCCCCCCUGCCCCCCCCAAACUCUGCAUACUGUAUGGAUCCCACUCAUAGAACCUAACACACCACAUAUACAAGUAGAGAUCCACAGAGGCCAUUAUAGUUUCCAUUACAACCAACAACAUUUUUAUUGAAACCAUUACAUUUAUUUGAGGAUUUGUCAUACUUGCGUAGAGAUCUUUGAGUCAGAACACAAGCAUGGUUAAUGAAUGGUCAACAUUCAACAUUGUUUUAUCUGACUCUACCAGAAAUCGUGAGUAAUUGGUGUAUAAACCACUGGACUGGAUGGGAUGACACACACAGAUUAACAGACAGGUCAUCCAGUUUUUAUAUCCUAAACCCUUUGAUCGAAUGUAGCAUCUCUCAGACAAAUAUUGCAUAAUCAGGUGUAAAAGAGGUAAGAAGUCAGUACAGCUUAAACUGUGACAGAGGUAACACAUGACCUGUGUGAGAAACAUCACAUUAACCUGUGAGUUUUUUUCCAGAAGGUUCUUAUUGUCAGAGGUCAAUCCACGAAACCCAUAGAAGCGUACGUAAGAAAGUUAUGGCAUUUGGCGCACAGGUAGACAACAGUCCAAAAUUUUACCAGACCAAAUUCAGGACAAAGGUGAGAUCUGUCAGUCUUCAAGUGCACACAUUUACAUAGAUUGACUAGUUUAGAAAAUAUCACAUUAUCUACGAAUCAAGUAUGUAUGUAUACUGUACUAUAUAUAAAAAAAAUAAUAUGGUGCAAAUAUGUUACACUUUUGUAGCUAUGGCUUUAGGAGAUAUUUUUGUUGUCUUGUUAAACAAGCUGAAGAAGUUUAAUCAUUCAUCAAAGUGUGUCCUAUAUCUAAAUGCUGACAUUAUCGUUCAGCCCGUUUUGGAGAAUGAUUAACACAAGGUCCCUACCUCCGGUAUCUGCUAUAAAUGUAUGAAUGCAGCAGACACACGUUCAGUGAUUCCUGUGCAACACAGACGCUCAGUUUUAAUAAUGCCUGUUGUGGAGACACUUCUGCAGUUUUCCAGCAAUGGUACAAUACUGGCUGCCUUGCUUGUGUUUUUGGUUUUAUAUGUGCUUUCAUCCAACUCCAAAUCUCACAAAGAAGGAAAAGAUCCACCAGGACCCAAACCACUUCCACUGCUGGGAAACCUGCUGACGCUGGACCUGGAAAGACCCUUUGAUACUCUCUGUGAGCUUUCCAAAUCAUAUGGAAACGUAUUCCAAGUGUUUUUUGGUCCCAGAAAAAUUGUGGUCUUGACCGGAUACAAAACAGUUAAAGAGGCGCUCGUGAACCGAGCAGAAGAGUUUGGGGAUCGAUAUAUUCAACCUAUUUUCAAACUACUUAAUAAAGGACAUGGGAUCACCACUGCUAAUGGAGAGAGCUGGAAAGAGAUGAGACGCUUCGCUCUGACUAACCUGCGUGACUUUGGGAUGGGCAAGAGACGAAGUGAAGACAAAAUCAUAGAGGAAAUUCAGUAUCUGAAAAAAGAGUUUGAGAAGUUUCAAGGGACAGCCUUCGAUACUACUCAACCCGUGAACUACGCUGUAUCAAACAUCAUCUCAUCUAUUAUGUAUGGCAGCAGAUUUGAAUACACAGAUCCUCGCUUUACAGCAAUGGUUGACAGGGCAAAUGAAAACCUUCGGCUUGGUGGAUCUGUUUCUCUGCUGCUGUAUAACACAUUUCCAUGGCUGGGUCCAUUCCUGAAUAGCAAAAAGGCUAUGGUGAAAAAUGCACAAAACAACAUAGAGUCAAUAACACAGUUGACCUCUGAGCUGUUAGAGACCCUGAAUCCACAGGACAGCAGAGGAUUUGUUGACUCCUUUCUCAUCCGAAAACAGAGCGACGAGUUUUCCAGCAGUGGUACAAUACUGGCUGCCUUGCUUGUGUUUUUGGUUUUAUAUGUGUUUUCAUCCAACUCCCAAUCUCACAAAGAAGGAAAAGAUCCACCAGGACCCAAACCACUUCCGGUGCUGGGAAACCUGCUGACGCUGGACCUGAAAAGACCCUUUGAUUCUCUCUGUGAGCUUUCCAAAAUACAUGGAAACGUAUUCCAAGUGUUUUUGGGUCCCAAUAAAGUUGUGGUCUUGACCGGAUACAAAACGAUUACAGAGGCGCUCGUGAACCGAGCAGAAGAGUUUGGGGAUCGACAUAUUCGACCUAUUUUCAAACUACUUAAUAAAGGAUGUGGGAUCAUCUCUGCCAACGGAGAGAGCUGGAAAGAGAUGAGACGCUUCGCUCUGACUAACCUGCGUGACUUUGGGAUGGGCAAGAGAGGAUGUGAAGACAAAAUUGUGGAGGAAAUUCAGUAUCUGAAAGAAGAAUUUAAGAAGUUUCAAGGAAAAGCAUUCGAUACUACUCAACCCGUGAACUACGCUGUAUCAAACAUUAUCUCAUCUAUUGUGUAUGGCAGCAGAUUUGAAUACACAGAUCCUCGCUUCACAGCAAUGGUUCACAGGGCAAAUGAAAACGUUUGGAUUGGUGGAUCUGUUUCUAUUCUGAUGUAUAACACAUUUCCAUGGCUGGGUCCGUUCCUGAACAGCAAAAGGGCUAUGGUGAAAAAUGCUCAAAAAAACUUAGAGUCAAUAACACAGUUGACCUCUGAGCUGUUAGAGACCCUGAAUCCACAGGACAGCAGAGGGUUUGUUGACUCCUUCCUUAUCCGAAAACAAAGCGAUGAGAAAUCCAACAUGAAGGACUCACAUUUCCACCAGGACAAUCUUCUCAUGUCUGUGGUAAAUCUUUUUGUUGCUGGUACUGAAACUACAGGAACAACAUUGCGCUGGGGUCUGAUGAUUAUGGCCAAAUACCCUCAUAUCCAAGAUCGAGUUCAAGAGGAGAUUGACAGAGUGAUCGGUGGACGUCAGCCAAUGGUGGAUGACAGAAAAAAUUUACCUUACACAGAUGCUGUGAUCCAUGAAGUACAGAGACUGGCCAACAUAGUGCCCAUGAAUCUACCACAUACCACCAGCUGUGAUGUGAACUUUAAUGGAUAUUUCAUCAAGAAGGGUACCACUGUAAUUCCUCUAUUGACGUCUGUAUUAAGGGAUGAAAGUGUUUGGGAGAAACCACACAGCUUUUUCCCAGAACACUUUCUUGAUGAGAAGGGCCAGUUUGUUAAGAACGACGCUUUCAUGCCCUUUUCUGCAGGCCGCAGGAUUUGUCUAGGCGAGAGUUUAGCCAGGAUGGAGCUCUUUCUUUUCUUCACUUCCCUUCUUCAGAUGUUUCGCUUCACUCCUCCACCCGGAGUGUCUGGAGAUGAACUGGACCUCAAAGGAAUCGUUGGAAUGACAUUGAAUCCAUCACCACACAAACUGUGUGCUAUCAAACGCUCCUAAAUAUAGAUGCGCAUAUGGAUAAACUGAUUUUAACAGAUUU